UCACUGGCAAGCGUCUACAACUUGGCGUCGGCAUUGAUAGAUCUGGGCAAAUUUGAAGAGGCAGAAGCAUUGCAUCGACAGGCGCUAAGGCGGAAGCUGAAAGAGCUGGGGCAAGAUCAUCCGUCAACACUUACGGCGCUUAGCGACCUGGCUGGAUUGUUACAGGUUCUCGGAAAGGCAGGAGAAGCAGAAUUGCUAUAUCGACAAGUCAUAGAGGGAAGGCAAAAGAUACUGCCGGCUGGCCACCUCAAUACACUAGAAAGCUUUGAUGGCUUAGAAUCUGCGCUGAGAGAGCUGGGCAAGCUUGAGGAACCAGAAGAAUUGGGUCGACUAACACUAGAAUGCAAGGUAAAGGAGUUGGGGCAGAACCAUAUGUCUACACUCGCAACCCUGAACGACCUGGCUUCAAUGCUACAAGAUCUUGGCAGGCUCGAGGAAGCAGAGUCUUCAUACCGACAAGCACUAGAUGGAAGGGAAAAGGCACUAGCAUUUCACCAUCCUGACACACUAACAAGCCUUGAUGGUUUAGCAUCAGUGAUGCGAGAUUUGGGCAGGCUCAGAGAGGCGGAAGCUCUAUAUCGAGAAGCCAUAAAGAGGACAGAAAAAGGCCUAGGAUGGGAGCAUCCUUCUAGACUGACAUUAUGUAACAAUCUA
Messenger RNA from Aspergillus sclerotioniger CBS 115572, 654 nucleotides. RefSeq names its product Kif17 kinesin. The record is from RefSeq and is a predicted model, not a curated record. NCBI's taxonomy places the organism in Eukaryota, Fungi, Ascomycota, Eurotiomycetes, Eurotiales, Aspergillaceae. The annotation marks the transcript as partial. The transcript has a single exon. Gene Ontology annotation, molecular function: protein binding.